Molecule: messenger RNA, 1760 nt
Organism: Hermetia illucens (black soldier fly)
Lineage: Eukaryota; Metazoa; Arthropoda; Insecta; Diptera; Stratiomyidae
Gene: ebi
Product: F-box-like/WD repeat-containing protein TBL1XR1
Exons: 4
Coding region: 164-1678 (504 amino acids)
Biological process (GO): regulation of transcription by RNA polymerase II
Cellular component (GO): histone deacetylase complex
Molecular function (GO): protein binding; transcription corepressor activity
Source: RefSeq, a predicted model, not a curated record
ACUUCAAUAUGGCAGCUAACACCAAGUGUCAAUGAUCUGUUUGUGUCUAAUCUCUCGCAUUAUAAGAAGGUUGUUGAUAGCAGAGCGUGUUACACGGAGCAGUUUGCAGCCAGUUUCCAAUAGAAUAAUCCUUUAGGCGUGUUUUCCGAAUAACAAGGAAAAAAUGAGUUUUUCGAGCGACGAAGUGAAUUUUCUCGUCUAUCGCUAUUUACAGGAAUCAGGUUUCCACCACUCGGCCUAUACGUUCGGUAUCGAGUCGCAUAUUUCGCAAAGCAAUAUAAAUGGAGCUCUGGUGCCGCCGGCCGCGCUCCUGACUAUUUUACAGAAGGGGCUCCAGUACACAGAGGUGGAGCUAAGCGUCGGCGAAGAUGGCCAAUCCCCGCGCCAAAUUGAAGGGCUAAGUCUUAUCGAUGCCGUCAUGCCCGAGAUAAAGUGUCAGAAAUUAUCGGUGAAGUCGGAGCCAAUCAAGGCAGAGCCGGUGAAAGCUGAACCAAUUAAAACUGAGCCGACGGAAGCGAAUGGCGAAGAGCCCACCGUUGCUCCGUCGCCAGUUUCAACCACUACCGCCAUGGAAAAUAUGGACGUCGAUCAGAGUAUUGAGAUUCCCGCUUCGAAGGCGACGGUUUUGCGUGGACAUGAAAGUGAAGUCUUCAUUUGCGCAUGGAACCCAAGCAGGGAUCUGCUGGCUAGCGGCUCGGGAGAUAGCACGGCAAGGAUUUGGGAUAUGUCGGACACAACCACGAGCCCAAAUCAGUUGGUUUUGAGACAUUGCAUUCAAAAGGGAGGGGCUGAAGUGCCAAGCAACAAGGAUGUCACUUCACUUGACUGGAAUUGUGAUGGUUCUUUGUUGGCAACAGGUAGUUACGACGGCUACGCUAGGAUUUGGACGACUGACGGUCGCCUUGCAUCCACGCUAGGCCAGCAUAAAGGACCCAUCUUUGCCCUAAAGUGGAACAAGCGGGGCAACUAUAUCCUUUCUGCUGGGGUUGAUAAAACCACUAUCAUUUGGGAUGCAUCAACUGGUCAAUGUACCCAACAGUUCGCAUUCCACAAUGCUCCGGCGCUGGAUGUCGACUGGCAGACAAAUACCUCGUUCGCCAGUUGUAGUACCGAUCAAAGGAUCCACGUGUGCAAGCUGCAUGAGAACAAACCAAUCAAAUCAUUCCAAGGGCACACUAAUGAAGUCAAUGCCAUCAAAUGGGAUCCUCAAGGAUCGCUCCUGGCGUCCUGUUCUGAUGACAUGACUUUGAAGAUCUGGUCGAUGAAGCAGGACACCUGUGUGCAUGACCUUCAAGCCCAUUCCAAGGAAAUCUACACAAUCAAAUGGUCACCAACUGGCCCAGGAACUCAAAAUCCCAACAUGAAUUUGAUUUUGGCCAGCGCCUCGUUCGAUUCCACAGUCCGCCUGUGGGACGUUGAUCGGGGAGUGUGCAUCCAUACCCUGACGAAACACACAGAGCCUGUUUACUCAGUCGCCUUCAGUCCCGACGGUAAACAUCUGGCUUCCGGCAGUUUCGACAAAUGCGUUCAUAUCUGGAGCACACAAACAGGUCAACUAGUUCACAGCUACAAGGGAACCGGCGGCAUUUUCGAGGUUUGCUGGAACUCGAAGGGCACGAAAGUUGGAGCGAGUGCUUCUGACGGGAACGUUUUUGUGCUUGAUUUAAGGAAGUUUUAAGGUUUUUUGUAUUUAAUUUUAUAAUGCAAUAAUAUUAAUUUAUUAAUAAGUGAAAGGUUGGAUCAAACCUUUGUCUAGUUUA